This is a messenger RNA of Toxoplasma gondii ME49, 1908 nucleotides long. RefSeq lists its product as hypothetical. Bases 1 to 1908 code for a protein of 635 amino acids. NCBI's taxonomy places the organism in Eukaryota, Apicomplexa, Conoidasida, Eucoccidiorida, Sarcocystidae. Gene Ontology annotation, cellular component: cytoplasm. The transcript has 4 exons. The record is from RefSeq and is a predicted model, not a curated record.
AUGGAGUUCAGUAGCAACCAGUCAGUCGAUGGCCUGAUUCAACUGCAAGAAUGGCUUGCCCAGCAGCAAGGGGGGGAGUCGCAGAACACGGCAGGCAUUGAUUUGCCCACCAAAGAUGGUGGAGUUCUCAUCUUUCCAGAGCCCCACAGUGUGCUGAAGGGCCGUCAGGAAAGCGGAGAGAAAGUGUUUGUGAAUAUUUGCACUCACUCCCAGAUAGAGCCGUGGCAUUAUGAACGUCUCCUUGCAGACGACGUGGAUGAUGGGGCCAGUGGACAAGAUACGGAAGGCGUCCGAAUCCCUCUCAGUGUUGGCGAGCGCAUUGAAUGCGCUGACAAAGAGGGACAGCCAUGCAUCUCCUUCGAUGUCGUCUUUAAUCCAGGCACUGUUCAUCAAUGCCUUAAGGAGCCCAAGCUGAAGCAGCUGUUUGCCCAGUUCUCCCUAGCGGCAGUUGCUCAUAAGUAUGGGCUCAAACUGCGCGACGAAUUUUCUUUUCCAAAACUCCGUUACAAAGGGCAUGCCCCUCAACCGCAACGGGUCAAAGUCACUGUCAAAUCAAAAAUCCAAGAAGUGGAAACAGUUUCCGCAACGGAGCCGACGUCCCCGGGGAAUUGGAUUGAUUGCCCCCCUAAUGGUAAUAUACAGUCAGGCGGACUCAAGGCAACAAGGAGUUGUUCCUGUUUGAAAAAAAAGCCCGAUAUUCCGGCUUUUGAAGCGUGGUUCGUCGGCCCCACCUUGCUCGUCCAGUUCAUAGAGUGUCUACUUCAAAAACGAACAUUUGGUCCCGAGGCACAACAUUUAGGCAGUCUUUCUGAUGCCCGCUUCAGUGCUUGGAAGUGUAAGUAUGCUGGAGUCGAAGAUGACGGAUUUCCAGAAUGCUCAAUCAACGCUUUUGACUUCGACCGCGUAACAACUGAAUCUGAUGGAAGGAGCGGAGGAUCACAUGAAGAUAAAAACGCUGAGUCUUCUAAAGAACCUGGUAAAGAGAAAGGUGCCACAUUUCAAUUCAAAAAGGCCUUUCUUCUUUCUCCCGAUGAGCAAGAGCGUCACGACGUCGAAAAUAAAACAGUGACAGUGACACGCUCCAGCCUACGGGGAUCGGCAUUCCUCCUACAACUGGACCUGCGUCGGAUGACCCAAGAGAAUGCCAGUUUGUGCUGCGGCUGUGACCCGCAAACGACUUCAUCGUCAAAAAAUUCAUGGUUUGCUACUUCGGCAAGGCAAGACGACAACGACACGGAUUCAGAAAUGCCGUAUUCGACGGGUUCUUCUAGCCAUAAGCUCGGAAAUUCUCAUGGAGAUCGCCCGAUUCCGCUCGUCACUGUGAGCGACAUCCACCUUCUCGUCACAUGGACGCCUGACAAUGAAGCUUCGGACUCGGUCGGCCGACAGAAAUCCAGACCAUGCGGAAAGAAGGUGGAUAGCAGUAAUGGCGCAACUGCCAACACGUUCGAAGAGACAGCGCCUGCCCGGAAACCUGAGAGACGCGUGUUACUUUUUCCUUUCCCUUUCUCCUUUUGCUCUCUUUUUAGCAGAGCACUCGUUUCUACCGAUCCAUAUCCUCUUCUUACUGUCAUCGUACCAACCGACGAGAAGGCAGCCGCUGGUCUAGAGUGUUGCUUUCCGUCAAUUUACAUAUCACAGGGACCCCACAAUUCUUCUGCGGCACACACAGGGACUGUCGUUACGAAUGUCGUCACUACAUCGCCGGAUCGUAGUUGCGCGAAUUUUGACUUCGAAAAAAAGCGAAGGCACACUGCGUUUGAGACAUCCGAUCCCAGAGCUGAUUCCGACUGUGCUGAAAUUUUGCCUGGUGCACGUGAUGGUCAUACCUACCCGGGAUGGGAAGAAGACAGACUGAAGUGGACGGAAAGCGAGAUUGCGGAUGCCUUUCUCGAUACAGUGUUCUGA